Achroia grisella is the source of this 1623-nucleotide messenger RNA. RefSeq names its product zinc finger protein 84-like. Gene Ontology annotation, cellular component: nucleus. The record is from RefSeq and is a predicted model, not a curated record. The transcript has 11 exons. Bases 124 to 1623 code for a protein of 499 amino acids. Lineage: Eukaryota; Metazoa; Arthropoda; Insecta; Lepidoptera; Pyralidae. Gene Ontology annotation, biological process: regulation of transcription by RNA polymerase II. Gene Ontology annotation, molecular function: RNA polymerase II cis-regulatory region sequence-specific DNA binding; zinc ion binding; DNA-binding transcription factor activity.
GGUGUCUAUUGUUAAUAAAGUAUAUAAUCAUAUAAUACUAUUGUUUUUUUAUUCUUGUCUAUUGUCCAUAAUAUAACUAAAACAAUAAAAGUUAUGUUAUUUAAUAUCUACAUAUAGAUCACCAUGGAUAUGUGUAGAGCUUGUUUACUUGCUGAAAGCGAAUUGUUUAAAAUAGACGAAACUUUCAUAAUAAAUUACAAUUCACUCACGAAUCUCAACAUCACUUUAAAUGAUGGGAUGCCACAGUGCUUUUGUCAAAAUUGCAUCAAUGUGGUAAAAUUAUUCAUAGAAUUCAGAGAGAAAUCCAUUUUGUCUGAGAAUACAUUAAGGGAUCUUGUACAGGAUAUAAAAGAUGACAAAAUUGUAUCAAAUUUCACACAAAAUCAAUUUAAACCAAAUGCUGACAAUUGCUAUAUUGACGACCAACAGUAUGACAUGAAGGAGGAAUUUGAUGCUGAUGAAGGACUUGAGGAAUCAUUUCAAGAAUUGGAAGAUGUGAAGUUUAUUAUUGAGCCUGAAAAACGUAAAACUACGUAUAAAGUACCAAGAAUAAGAAAUAAAGUAAUCGAAGGGAAGAGAAAUGAAAAGAAACAACUCUCCAGUCGAACUAUCAAAAAAGUACCAAGGAAAAAGGCAAUGAAAGAAAUGAAAACGAAAAUGAAAUCAGCUAUAUUAUCCUGUGGUAUGUGUGAAAAACAAUAUGUAGACAAUAUUGAGCUGCUUAAACAUUUGGAAAGCCAUAUUAAUAGUAAUCAAUGUGACAUAUGCUUUGAAAAGUUUAUCUGUUGGCCACAGCUCUUUAGUCAUCGACUUUUACAUUUGCCCGAAAAUAAAGGUACAUGUCAUUUAUGUGGCAAAAGAUAUACAACAACUACAUAUUUGGAGCAUCAUUACAGAAAAUUACAUUAUAGUGGAGAGACUACGCUGCAGUGCAACCAAUGUAAACGUAGUUAUGAUACACCACGAAAAUUAAGGAGUCAUAUACGGAGUAUUCAUUCAGAAGUAAAAUAUAUAUGUGAUUAUUGUUCCAAAAGAUUUAUUGAGAAAAGUAGUCUGAAGAGUCAUAUUCGAUGCCAUAGUGAGAAAAAGACUUAUGUAUGCCGCUUAUGUGACUUUUCUUGCAAAUAUAGUACUGGUUUAAAGAGUCAUUUUAUAAGAAGACAUGCUACUGAGAAAGCAACAUGUAAGCAGUGUCAAAGACCAUUCGAGAACCAGAAAAAGUUAGAUGCACACAUUUGUAGAGUUCGCGUUCACAUAUGCCCUGUAUGUGGAAAAGAAUUCAAAUUAUCAAAUUUGUACCAUCGCCACUUGAGCACUCACAGAGAAGCAGCUCCAUAUAAAUGCGAUCGUUGCCCAUCUAUAUAUAAAAGUCGGGUAGCUUUGAGGAUACAUAUGGACAGACAUAAUGGAAAUCGUACGCAUCAAUGUGAAUAUUGUCCAGCAAAGUUUUAUACUGCUAAUGUACUUGUUAAACAUCGCCGCACUCAUACAGGAGAAAGGCCGUUUGUAUGCAAAAUUUGUGGCAAAGCUUUCACGGGAAGCCAUAACCUCAAGUUGCAUAUGAGAGUACAUGGUGAAAACUUGAUUGUAAAAAGAAAUAAAAACGAGGAAAAAACUAAGUAA